GCAGCUGAGAAUGGAGCAACGGGUGUUGAGCUGGAUCUUGAAUUUACUGCAGAUGGGGUUCCCAUCCUGAUGCAUGAUGACACAGUGGAAAGGACAACUGAUGGCACGGGAAGAUUGUGUGACUUGACUUUUGAGGAAAUUAGGAGGCUUAAUCCAUCUGCGAAGCACAGGCUAGGGAGCAAAUUCCAAGGUGAAAAGGUACCAACUUUGAGAGAAGCCGUUGUGGAGUCUAUGCAUCACAAUCUUAUAAUCUACUUUGAUGUCAAAGGCCAUGCAAAUCAGGCAGUUGAUGCCCUGAAACAACUCUACCUGGAGUUUCCGUCUUUGUACAACAGCAGCAUCGUCUGUUCUUUCAUGCCAGAUGUUGUUUAUAAG
Nestor notabilis (Kea) is the source of this 375-nucleotide messenger RNA. Its product is annotated as glycerophosphodiester phosphodiesterase 1-like. The annotation marks the transcript as partial. The transcript is spliced from 3 exons. Gene Ontology annotation, biological process: lipid metabolic process. Gene Ontology annotation, molecular function: phosphoric diester hydrolase activity. The record is from RefSeq and is a predicted model, not a curated record. NCBI's taxonomy places the organism in Eukaryota, Metazoa, Chordata, Aves, Psittaciformes, Psittacidae.